CUGCUCUUGCCACUGACGUGUACGCAAUGCGAGCAUGGCGCUGGGUCGUAGUAUACGUUGCUCAGUAUUUCUAGUCUCAACACUCAUCCUAGAUAAUAUUAGCGUCGCAUUCGCGUCUCCCAGUCACAAAUGGUGCGUCGACCCCGACUGCAAAAGUAAGCUCGGCGUUGGAUUGUCGGUGCAGAACUACACUCCCGGCGAUGAGUCGCGCAUCGCACUGCCCACAAACGCAGAGGUGCACGUCUACGCCGAACUCGAUGAACUCUGGGAAGUCGAGUACCUUGCAAAGCGUGGCUUUGUUCCCAAGCAUGUCAUCAAGAUACAGAAGCAGACCAAGUACAAGAAAGAUCUUGUGAAGGUGCAGGUCGAGAAGGUCGGCAAUGUGGUCUCAUCAUUGGUCGAGUCGGACAUCUAUGGCACCACUGCUGCGGCUGACCAACCUGUUGCUACACCACUGGUGGUACCUGCCGAGAAAAGCUGCCUCUUCUAUAGGACAACCAUGUUUGGUGAAAUAUGUGACGAUAAGGACGCUACUCCGCUCUCCCCCACCACAAGCUCAUUGUUUGACUCUAAUCACGGCACUGUCUCCGCAUCCACAACAGAACAGCCCGUUUCCACGACAACGUCCACCUGGCAAAGUACCUCUACAGCAUUGCCAGGUCUUGCCGUGCCUCCUCAGUCCUCGGAACUUCCCAUGGGCAAAGUGAUGACUCCUGCUAUGGGCUCUGAGCAGCUCAGCAACGACACCCAGUUCGCAAACUUCACAGCAGGAGACGUCAGCGAGAAUCUAGUCGUUGACUCAACACUAAAUCAAAAGACAGAGUCAGAGCAACAGUUGCAGAAAAAGUCGGAGGUGAAGACGGAGCCAGAGCCACAGGAACGAUCACAAUCACUGGAUAAACAGGCAAACACAGUGCAGUCAGAGCCACAAGAGCAGCCCCAGUUGGAGACUGAUCCAAAGUCACAAGAUCAGACUGCAUCGGAAGAGGAGGAGGUGGCAGUGGAGGUGGAGGAUGAGGAUGGAGAAGGUACCAGCACCAAGCCGAUUCCAGGAGAACCUCGAGAAGAUGAUGAAGAUGUGGAGACUGAUGAUGCUGAAGACUCGGCAGAAGGCGAAGGGCUCAAGGCAAGUUCCUCAGGGGUUGAAGACACAGGAAAGGGAAACAAUGUCUCCAGUUUAGCACUCGGUGACGUGGAAUCUGACCUCACCAUCGCCCCAAACAAUCAACUGCGGGCUGGGGCUUCUGACCUGCCGCAGGAGGCAGCCCUCCUUGCUCCUGAGGACCAGACAACCGAAUCUCUGGGCGCCCCUGUCCAGUCCAUAUCACGUACCGUGUCAGUUGCAUCUGCCAGUUUUGAAUCGCUUGCUUUAGAUUCCACGACUCCCAAGGCUUCUGUUGCAGAUGUGACUCUUCCAGAAAAGGAAGCUCAAGAGCCCCUGGAUGAUUUGGCAGUUUCAUCGUCAACCGCUGUCUUAUCAACGGCUCAUUCGACCCCGCUGCAUAGUUCGGACGAAUCUCCACCGGAGUCCAGCGUGACAUCUUCCAGCCGGUCAGAGCUGAUGAAGGACACAUCCCUGGGACUGACCGAAUUGUUUGGGUCCCCUUCCUUUAUCUCCCAGGGAGGUACUCUCAGAGAGAUCUCCCAGAGAGAUACUCCUGUACCGGAAGUUACCGAGAGCACACAAGCCGCCAUCCAGGAAUCCACAUUGCACUCGGAUGCCUUGGGAGAGACGCAGAGCCCUUCUGCUUCCAGUGCAUCGUCUUCCACUGGGACCUGGGGACAGUCCACCAAGGUCUUAAACGCUUCCUUGGAAUCGGCUGCUGCAGUGGAUGAGGUGCAGCUUCAAUCUUCCGUUACUGUGGGUACAGAAGGAGCCAAUCAAGAGGCCGUUUCUGCUGUGCUUGGGAAAAGCAGUAACAUUCCGCCGAGUGGCCUGAAGGGCCCCAUUUCUGAGGGUGAUGCUGGUUUGGUCAGUUCAGUCACAGAGAGUGUUGUGCCAAGUGCUGUAGAUAAGGUCACUACUCAGAGCUCAUUAUCAGGAGCUGCUAUGUCAACUCCAAGUUCUGUCAAUGAGGCCCACACGAUGACACCUCAAAAGAGAGUGCUCCUGCAAGAACCUGGCUCACAGCCAGCGGCUAUGCCACCUCUCAACCUGGGGUCUUCCAGUCCUGGCUUGACUCAAACUACAGGACGAGUGCCUUCAACUGAAAGCUUAGAGAAGCAAGCUUCCUUAAGCAACAAGGAGGAGCAGACGGCAUCAGUGACUUUGCCUUCAACCACAAUCGGAAGUAUAUUUGCAGAAGUGCCUACUCCAGAGCCAUCUGCUCCAGAUCUGUCUGCUCUGGGGUCAUCUGCUCCGGGGUCAUCCGCUUCAGGGUCAUCUGCUUCAGGGUCGUCUGCUGCAGAAUCGUCUGCUCCAGAGCUGUCUGCCGUUGACUCGUCUGCCCUGGACCUGCCGGCUCCAGGGUCGACUGCUACAGAGUCGUCUGUUCCAGAAGCAGCCGCUUUGAAAGCAUCUGCUCCGGAGACAUCUGCUCCUGGAGCUUUGAGGGAUGCUUCCAGUGCCGAGAAAGUGCCUGUGGAGUCCCAAGAGGACCAAAAGCCAGCCUUGGACCUCUACUGGGCCAUGGCCAGGGAGUAUGUCUUUUGGAUGCUUGCACUGAUUCCCGAGCCUCUUCAGGCAGCGGUGGAAGGAUUGCUUCCAACGUCAUCCUCCCAGCCUGGAUCCCUGACCUUGAUCCUGCUGUGCGGCCUGCUGGGAUUCAGCGUGUUGACGCUUUACAUGCACGCAUGCUAUGUGCACCGCAGGAAGGAGUCGUCUCUGACAGGCAAAAUCUCCAGCCUGGAGCAGAGGCUCUUCACCCUUGUCACCGAGAAGCAGGUGCUCACGGAGCAGCUGGAGCAAGCACGCUCACAGGCGGAGACGGCUCGCAGCGAGUUGCAGGAACGGGAGCGGCGAGUGAAGACCCUCCAGGAAGAGGGAGAGGAACUGGAGUCGUGCCAGCGCGAGCGUGACAAGGUCGUGCGCGAGCUGAGGGCCACGCUGUCGGAACGGACGGAGCAGCUCGAGGCCACUCAGAAGCUGCUGGCUGAAAAGGAGUGUCUGAUCACAGAGCUAGAGGUUGAUGCAGAGUGGCAGGCCUCCCUCGAGGAGAAGCUGAGAGAGGCGACGGAGGAGCGCUUGGCCUGGGAGGAGAGGGCGGAGGAGGCCCGGGCGUCGGAGAAGCAGCUGGAGACGCGUCUCGCCGAGGCCACGCUUACGGGAGACCACCUCUGGAAGGAGCUGGACGCCGUCAAGCAACGGGAGCAGUCACUAUCUGCUGAUCUAGAAGCGAUCACCCAAGACGCCGCCAAGAUUGCACAGCAAGUGUCGGACAAGGAGGCCGAACUCCAGGCCCUCCUGAGGACGGUGGAGCAGAUCCGAAUCCUGCAGCACCACUGGGAGUCCCAGGACGACAAGACGCAGGUGGAGGAACGCCUCAAGGAGCUCAUGGACCUGGCCCAGGUGCGGCAGGAUCGGGAGCAGGCGAGAGAACUUCAGCAGGACUUGGAAGCUCGUCUGGAGGCUCAGAAGCGGCACUUGGACGCCAAGGAAGCGGAGCUGACUUACCUGCGUGCGGAACUAGUGGAGAGCGUGCGUGCACGCGACGAGGCGCAACAGGAGAGCAGGGAGGCCGUGACGAAGCUGGAGGUUCUCUCCUCCUACUUCAAGGAGAGGGAGCUGAAGCUGCAGAGGGAGAUAGGGGUGCAGGAAGUGCAGCGCCAGCAGAAGGAAGCGGACGUGGGCUCUGCCACGCAGCGCCUUGCAAUGCUCGAGCAGCAGAAUGCAUCUUACCGCUCCCAGCUGGCGAGUCUGAAGCAGGAGAUGGAGGUGUCGGAGCGGAACUACAAGAACCAGCUGACGGAGCAGGAGAAGAGGGCCCACGAGAACUGGCUGGCAGCGAGGGCAGCUGAGCGCAAGUUAGAGGACGCCAACAGGGAGACUGCAAAUCUGCGACAGAGGCUAACCUUGCUCGAGAGGGAGCAGAUGAUGAACAGUUUUGGGCCGCCGCCGCCGCCACCCGGGGACAUUGAGCACGUGCAUGGGGACACUAUGCCGGAGGGGCUGACCCAGCCGCCGCUACCCCACGGCCUGCUGCCGCCCCCCCCGCCCCUGGGGAGGCUGGGGGGUCCCCCCCUUCCUCCACCCCCCCUGCACCCCAUGAUGGGGCCCCCCAUGUUUCCCCCGUUCCCCCCGCCGCCCCCAGAACUGCUCAAGAGGCUCAGGCCCAGCCCGGGCUCCUUCAGGGAGGACUCUCCGUCUCCACGGUCAAGGGACUCCAGGGGCUCCCCUCCCCCCCUUCCCCACUUCCUGGACCCCCGGGGCGGACCGCCCUUUCUGCCGCGGCCAGUGCGCAGCCACCAGGCGUCUUCCACCGGCUCGGGAGAUGGAAGGCCCCACCGAUCCAGUCCACAUUCGUCCGGGGCAGACAGCAGACGCAACGGCACAGGUGGUAACUCCUCCACGGCAGUCUGAUGGUCCCGAGCCUAGGAUCUCAACCGCAUUCUGCCGAGGAACAAUCUAGAAGAGCUGUUACUCCACCUUACGAGCGCGAAACGACGCUUGCGGCACCUUGGAUGGGUCUCCGCCGCUGCACUCGUGGAGACUACGCCUACCCUUGUGAGGCUGUUAUGUGUAAAUAAAGAUGAAAGAUGAUGCCGGCUUUGUCUA
Molecule: messenger RNA, 4714 nt
Organism: Ixodes scapularis (black-legged tick)
Lineage: Eukaryota; Metazoa; Arthropoda; Arachnida; Ixodida; Ixodidae
Product: transport and Golgi organization protein 1
Biological process (GO): vesicle cargo loading; protein secretion; endoplasmic reticulum to Golgi vesicle-mediated transport
Cellular component (GO): endoplasmic reticulum exit site; endoplasmic reticulum membrane
Source: RefSeq, a predicted model, not a curated record